Molecule: messenger RNA, 4297 nt
Organism: Penicilliopsis zonata CBS 506.65
Lineage: Eukaryota; Fungi; Ascomycota; Eurotiomycetes; Eurotiales; Aspergillaceae
Exons: 3
Coding region: 355-3972 (1205 amino acids)
Cellular component (GO): plasma membrane
Molecular function (GO): calcium-activated cation channel activity
Source: RefSeq, a predicted model, not a curated record
GAUCUGCGCAGGCUGCCUCCCACCGUGAGUUGUGCGGUUGACUUGGCGUGGAGCUGACCCUGUUCUGCCAGAGCCACUGCUGUCAUUUCCCUUUGACUUUCUUUCAUGCUGAUCAGGGUUCUUAAGUGGCGUCAGUACCGACUUCUUGGUCAGUCGCCGACGCUGUUGUUUACCAGCACCAGGAAGGUUUCCCAGAUCAUCCUGAUUUUCCUCCCUUCUUUCGUCUCAACUUCAUCGUUUUCCAUAAUGAAGGCUGGCCUUCAUCUAUAAUUAAUUUUCGUCAACUCGGCUAGGAAGAUUGGCCGACCACGUGCGCUGCAGAAAGAAGCCUCUGUGUGACUACGGCUUGCGAUAAUGACUGGACUGGGGGCUGCGUUGGAGGAUGCGGCGAGCACGGGGGAUUCCAAAGAGGGGAUCUCGAUUAAGACCUUUUUGGCAUCGCUGGCGACUGCUGUGAUUGUCUUUGCUGUGGAAUUUCUGCUCUUUAUGCUCCUAAAGGGGAAGCUCACCCGUAUAUAUCAACCACGAACAUACCUUGUUCCCGAUCGAGAACGCACGAAACCAUCUCCUCCCGGUCUCUUUCGGUGGAUCGGCCCGGUGUUUCGCACGUCCAACUCUGAGUUUAUCCAAAAAUGUGGCUUGGAUGCCUACUUUUUCCUCCGAUAUCUGCGCAUGCUCCUUAAGAUUUUCCUUCCUUUGGCAGUUUUGAUUUUACCCGUGCUGCUGCCCCUGAACAAGGUUGGAGGUAAAGGUACUAGCUAUCAGAAUGAGACAUCUGAUUCUGGUGCCCGGUGGAAUGUUACUGGCCUUGACCAGUUGGCAUGGGAAAAUGUCAGACCUGAGAAUACACACCGCUACUGGGGCCAUUUGGCCCUUGCUCUCAUUGUGAUCAUAUACGUUUGUGCCAUUUUCUUCGAUGAGCUGAGAGGCUAUAUCCGGCUGAGGCAGGCUUAUUUGACUUCCCCGCAACACCGACUGCGCGCAUCUGCCACAACAGUUCUCGUCACCGCUAUUCCUCGAAGCUGGCUUACAGUGGAAGCAUUGGAUGCUCUGUAUGAUGUCUUCCCCGGUGGCAUUCGAAGUAUAUGGCUCAACCGCAACUUUGACGAGCUUAAUGCAAAGGUUAAACUGCGAAAUAAAAUCGCCUUGGCUUUGGAGGCUGCUGAGACGGAUCUGAUUGCAAAAUGCAAGAAGGCGCAGCUGAAAAUGGCAAAAGCCGAGGCGAAGAAGGCCGGAAAGAAUUCAAUCAAGACAGAGAAGGCUGAAGAAAUGGAGGCCAACUCCAGGGCUGCUCAGAUAGCCAUGAAUUCCGGUAUUAGUUCUGGAAACCCACACCAAAUUGCUCACACACUUGACGAAGCCUUACAUCCAAACAACUCACGAAGGCCAUCUGAUGACUCUAACAGCUCAGAGAAGCGUGGUCUCCAUGUCUUCAAUCCUGUUGGAACCAUCGGACAUGGUGUUGGCAAGUUGGGUAAGUCUGUGCUCGGUGGACUUCGAAGAGUGGAAGGUGAAUUCGACGGGACCCUGGAGCGGACUGGCGGAUUGGUGACUGCGGACGACAUCUCCGGCCCUAUGCAGAAUGGACUAGACUCUCAUCAUCAGUAUCACCAACCAGAUUACAAUCCUGAGAGUAUGUCUCCUGACGACGAAAGGCACAGUUAUGACCGAGGGAUGAUCUCGAUACCGGCAAACGAACGCAGAUACUCGGACCAGAAAAGGCCUUUUUGGAAAAGAGCAACGUCCAGCAAUUCGAGACUUAGUGGCAAAGGAAAAUCCGGUCCUCUUGAAGAUGAGUACCCGUUGACAGGCCGUGAUACACCGGCGGCUGAACCAAACGCUACCGUGCCGAGUCCGAGAGGAGAUGGUUUGCAAGAUAAAGAGAAAGCAAGGAAUGCACAGACUGAAGACCAAGAAUAUCCAGUGGCAUAUAAUGAAAAAUUUGACGACGAGGACUAUGGCGACCCAGCUUGGAAGAAAUACAUCAAGCCUAAAGACCGAGACACCAUGCGUCUCCCAAUCUUCGGUUGGGGCUGGAUGCCAUCGCUGCCCCUUAUUGGAAAGAAGGUGGAUACGAUUGACCACUGUCGAAAGGAGUUGGCGCGUCUGAACUUGGAGAUUGAAAUCGAUCAACAACACCCAGAGAGGUUCCCACUAAUGAACUCUGCCUUUAUUCAGUUCAACCAUCAAGUCGCCGCGCAUAUGGCUUGUCAAACCGUGAGUCAUCAUUUACCAAAACAGAUGGCUCCUCGGAUUGUGGAGAUUUCUCCAGACGAUGUCAUCUGGGAUAACAUGUCUAUGAAAUGGUGGGAACGCUAUCUGCGGACUUUUGGAAUUGUGACCGUUGUCUGUGCCAUGGUCGUAGGAUGGGCCUUUCCCGUCGCUUUCACAGGGCUACUCUCACAGCUUACAUACUUGGAGGGGGCCUUCUCAUGGCUGUCUUGGAUUGGCGAUCUUCCCGAAUGGUUUAUCUCCGCCGUGCAGGGUGUCCUUCCGGCGCUUUUCCUGGCUAUCCUCAUGGCAAUCCUCCCCCUGAUAUUGCGCUUCCUCAGCAAAGCUCAGGGCGUUCAUACUGGCAUGGCUGUCGAACUCACUGUGCAGUCCUACUAUUUCGCCUUUCUUUUCGUCCAGCUGUUCCUUGUUGUCUCCAUUGCCUCGAGUUUCUCGACCAUCGUCGACAACGUGACUGAUGUUACAAACUGGCCGGAGAUGCUUGCACAAAAUGUCCCCAAGUCGAGCAACUACUUUUUCUCCUAUAUGGUCCUUCAAGCCAUGUCAGUGAGUGCCGGUGCAUUAGUGCAGGUUUUCAAUCUGAUCAGUUGGUUUAUUCUUGCCCCAAUCCUGGACAAGACUGCGAGGAAGAAGUGGGCGCGCACAACCAACCUGAACCAGAUGCAGUGGGGGACCUUCUUUCCAGUUUAUACCACCCUUGCAUCCAUUGGGUUGAUCUACAGUAUCAUCGCGCCUCUGAUCCUUGUUUUCAAUGUGCUCACAUUUGGCCUGUUCUGGUUCGUCUACCGUUACAACACUCUCUAUGUGACGAAGUUCAGAUUCGAUACGGGUGGACUACUCUUUCCGAAGGCCAUUAAUCAACUAUUCACUGGCCUCUACGCAAUGGAAAUCGCCCUGAUCGGUCUCUUUUUCCUCGUACGGGACGUGCAAGGCAAUGUUUCAUGUAAAGGACAGGCAAUUUGCAUGAUUGUUGUCUUGGUACUUACUGUUGGGUACCAACUCAUGUUGAACGAAGCAUUUGGGCCCUUGAUGAGAUAUCUUCCAAUCACCCUAGAGGAUGAUGCGGUCGCACGAGACCAAGAGUUUGCCCGAGCUCAGCGAACCCGACUUGGCUUGGCAACGGCUGAGGAUGAAGAUAUUGAACAACAGUUGGCUGCACAAGCGCAGAGAGAGAAGGAGGAUGAGCGGAGAGCCCAGGACAUUGAAAUGAAAGAUAUAGAUGCUCAACGACAGCAUCGGAAUUACCUUCCAGGACUUCCACUCCCUCCAAAGCUGGGAAAACUGAGACCUAGUAUUGGCGGGAAACGACAAUCUUGGGCUGACCGCGAAGCAAAUCGACGAUCAAGAUUCUUCGAAAGUGACUCUAACCGAUCAUUACCGACAAUGGACCGCCUGCGAGAACAUGUUGUCCAGGAUGCAGAGGCUCAGGGUCCUUCUCCCCGAACCGUUGGGCACGCACUAUUUGCAGGAAUCCAUGAUCAACUGGAAGAUUUGACACCAGAUGAGCGUGACCAACUUGUACAGCGGGCGUUCCAGCAUGAAGCCAUACGCGCCAAGCGACCUGUCAUCUGGAUCCCUCGUGACGACCUCGGUGUCAGCGACGACGAAGUCUAUCGGACGCAACGGUUCAGUAAGCACAUCUGGGUCAGUAACGAGUAUCAGGCACUGGAUGGCAAGUGUCGCACCAUCUUUAGUCGCAGUCCGCCAGACUUCUCCGAAGUUGACCUCAUCCAACUGUAGAUGAGACAUUUUUGAUCCUACUCUUUCUAUGCUCUAUCCAUCCUGGUGUCUAUCCGGCGCAUAAUCCCUAACGCCACACUCACUCUCUUUUAUUUUAGAAAGCAGUCUGCACUUAUGACCUAGCAUGACCUGAGAUUUCAUACUUGGCAAUACCCCCGGGUGUAUAUCACACUCUUGACUCGUUUCUUUGCGUGUUUUUCGGCUGUUUUAUAUUUUUAGCGUACAGAAUCUGAUAUAUGUAAAUCCUGUUCAUUAUAUUCAUCUAUAGUCUCCAUACAUCUAGCGAACUAGGUCAAAAGGAAGAAAAAAAAGAAGGAUCACUGGG